AUGGCCUCAAACAACUGGCCCCGCUCUCACGAAGGCGACUUCACCAUCUCCAGCUUCCAAUUCAAAGAUGGCUCUUCCCUCCCCAAACUCCGCCUGCACUACCGCACCCUGGGCUGCCUCAAGAAAGACGCCCAAGGCCGCGCUACCAAUGCCAUCCUCAUCAUGCACGGCACCACCGGCUCCGGCGCAAACUUCUUCACCCCGGCCUUCGCCGGCAACCUCUUCAACGCCGGCCAACCUUUAUCCGCGGAAGAGUACUUCCUCAUCCUCCCCGACGGAAUCGGGCACGGCGGCUCGUCGAAACCUUCGGACGGGCUGCGCGCGCGCUUCCCCCGGUAUUGCUACGGGGAUAUGGUGCGCGCGCAGUACGCGCUCGUCUCGGAGCACCUUGGCGUGAAUCACCUGCGGCUCGUAUGCGGGACGUCGAUGGGAGGCAUGCACACGUGGGUCUGGGGAACGACGUAUCCGACGUUCAUGGACGCGCUGUUUCCGCUCGCGAGUCUGCCGGCGCAAAUCGCAGGCAGGAAUCGAAUGUGGCGCAAACAUGCUAUCGACUCGAUACGGCUGGACCCUGGCUUCGAGGGAGGCGAGUAUGGAUGUCCGCCGCCGGGUUUCCGCUCGGCGCUGCAUGUUCUCGCGUGGAUGGCUAGUUCGCCGUUGAAGUGGCAGCAAGCUGCGUCGGAUCGGGCGAGCGCGGACGAGUUUAUUGAUGCGUUGGUUGAGAGGGGCAUGAAGAGUCAGGAUGCGAAUAAUUUUGCGUACGCGUUUGAUGCGAGCUGGGAUUAUGAUCCGCGGCCGCUUCUAGGGGCGAUUGAGGUGCCGUUGACGGCGGUCAAUUCGGCGGAUGAUCAAGUGAAUCCGCCUGAAUUGAGGAUUUUGGAGAUGGAGAUGGGGAAGGUCAAGCUGGGCAAGGCGGUGGUGUUGCCUAUUACUGACAAGACUGCUGGGCAUGGAACGCAUUCCAUCGCGGAGUGCUGGGUGGAGCAUCUUGUUGAGUUGCUGGGGAGAUCGGAGAGAGGGGAGAAGGCGAGGCUUUAA
This is a messenger RNA of Neohortaea acidophila, 1038 nucleotides long. Its product is annotated as Alpha/Beta hydrolase protein. The record is from RefSeq and is a predicted model, not a curated record. Gene Ontology annotation, molecular function: homoserine O-acetyltransferase activity. Lineage: Eukaryota; Fungi; Ascomycota; Dothideomycetes; Mycosphaerellales; Teratosphaeriaceae. The transcript has a single exon. Gene Ontology annotation, biological process: L-homoserine metabolic process. Bases 1 to 1038 code for a protein of 345 amino acids.